Molecule: messenger RNA, 2366 nt
Organism: Xyrichtys novacula (pearly razorfish)
Lineage: Eukaryota; Metazoa; Chordata; Actinopteri; Labriformes; Labridae
Source: the annotation of a GenBank genome assembly
AUGCCUGACCUUAAUGGAAAAGCAGUGUCCACCGUCUUCUCUUUUAACCUUUCUUCAGCAUCUGAUCAUAUGAUUGUUAACGAUUCAUCUCACUGCAACCAAGUCCACACCUCUGCCAAUCUUUUCUUCAUGCUGGUCUACAGUGUGGUGUUUCUGGUGAGUCUCGAAUCCUCUGAUUUUCACUCUUGUUGGGAUGAUACUGAAACUUUUCCUCUUUGCAGGUAGGUUUACUUCUGAAUGGUUUCACCCUGAAGGUUUACUUCUGCAGCACUCAGCAGAGGCCAUCUAACAGUGUGACCAUCUACCUGAAGAACCUGGCGGCUGCAGACUUCCUGAUGAGCCUCUGCCUCCCCAUCCGGAUCAGCCACUUUGCCAGCAGCUCUGUCACCAUACUUACGGUCUACUGCAACUUUGGCGCCAAUGCCUUCUACCUGAACAUGUAUGCAAGCAUCCUGUUCAUGGGUUACAUUGCAGCAAACAGGUAGGACUGUGCAGUCCUUUAGUGUGAUAGAGGGCUAAGGAUAUUUUUACUGGUAGAAAUGUUCAAAUGAAGGCUCUGGACAGGAUUUUUGGAGCAGUGUUAGUCCAGUUUCAGUGCUCUAAGUAAUUUCGGACUUUGAAACUUGAAAAGAAUCUGAUUUAAAGUAGGAAAAAUGUUCAUGCUGAAAGCAAAAGUGAUUAAAUCAACGAGGUAAAUGCAGUCCAGGAGCCAUUAGCUGUUAUCCUUAAGAAACUCCUCUUUCAAAAAAUUGGUAUUCUGGACUAAAUGUUCAUUAAAAUGUUUUGGUUUGCGUAUCAUUUAAUCUUAUUUUUAAUUGAAAAAAUAGUGCAGAGACAUAUGAAAUGUUGAAACAGUCUUUUUUUCUUUGUUUUAUCUAAUAUAACUGACCCAGAGUUCAUAUGUUGGAUGACCUGAUCCACAUUUUGUCAUUCAGUAAUAUGAAAAAGUUUGUGAACCUACAAGAAUGAAUUUUGUUGCCUAUCAUUCAUUUAACUUGUUUUGUUGAUAAGGUUUUCGUACUGAGAGACUCACAAUCAGGAUUUGUAUGAUGUAACAGUGUUAGCAGGAAACUUGCUCUCACAGUCAGUAUUGUGAUAUUUCUACAAUGGACAGAAAAUUGUCACACAGCUGUGAAGAAUGAUGAGAAAUUUUAAAAAGGGUUUAUCGCCAUGAUUGUGAUCAGCUGAAUAACCUCAGAUUCUUGAUUCUGCUUUCUGACCACCAUGACAGUAGAAAAUAUGAAAGUAGAGCAGACUGAACUCUCGGAGACUGAACUUUCCUAUAGUGCAGGCUUGAAAUAUUCAGUUUCAGCUGCCUCCCAUGGCAGUUGUUUUACGUCAUGGUAAAAAUAUGUGAAUCAUCAUUUACAGAAAAUCUCAAGGAUGUGGUUUGGUGAUGAUGCAGUGUUGAGUUAAUGUGUGAAUGAACAAUUUGUAUAUGAGUCUUGGUUCAGAAUUUCCCCAGACGUUGAGAGGGCAGAGAUUGUUCAUGGCUGAGUAUAAGCUGGUGUUCUCUCAUCGAAGACCCUUUUCUGAUUUGAUUUGUGUUGCCAUUUUAACAGGUUGGUCAGGACUGUAGGCAGGCCAGUUCACUCUUCUACUACAGAUCCAUGCUCCUGUAAUCCCUGUUGUCUGAAUGUGGUUUGUCAUUGUCUUUCUGAAAUAUGAAGGUCUUCCUUGAAAAAGUCAUAGUCUAGAUGGCAGCACUCUGACAGAGUUCUGACCUACCCACACCUGCUUUCUGUCUCUGCAGGUACGUUAAGAUUGUUCAUCCUCCAGGAACUCAUAUCCUGCAGGAGGUACGAGCCGCCAAGACCAUCUCUGUGGUAACCUGGGUUUGUCUCCUGACCAUGACAGCCACCUACAUCACAGUGACACUCCUCACGCAGGAAUCACCAAUGUCCACCCCAAACACAUUGAGCUGCGAUGAGCUGCACAGUAAACAGCUGAACCUCUUCUACAAAGGCCUACAAUUCUGCCUGGUAGCCAUCUUCAUCUUCGUCCUCGUCUCCCUCAUCUUAUUCUAUCACAAAACCUCCCGCAGGCUGACUGCAGCACAACAGAGCCAGCCGGCGUCCUCUGACUCUAAGAAGCUUGCCAAGUCCCGCAGGAAAAUGUUGGUGCUGGUCAGCGUCUUCUGUGUCUGCUUUGUCCCGUACCACCUGGUCCGGCUGCCAUACACUUUCCUGAAGAAGUGCUCGUGGAGUCAAACCUUCUUCUACCUGAAGGAGCUGACUGUCAUGAUGUCCAUCCUGAACGUUUGUCUGGAUCCACUUCUCUAUUUCAUCUUCUGUAAAGCGUACAGGGCCCAGAUGAGGAGGAGUGUAAAAAGACCAAUGAGAAAAAGCACACAGAGGGCAGGCUAA